AUGGCUCUGAGCUCUCGGGCGCAAGCCUUUUCAGUAGAAGCCUUGGUGGGGAGAACCAGCAAAAGAAAAGUGCAAGAUCGAAGAAAGGAGGUGCAGCCUGAGCUACAGGAGAAAGAGAGGGGAAAGGAGGGAGAGAGGAGCAGCGUCACAGGGAAGGAGCGUGAGCAGCCGGAAAAGCGACCCAAGACAGAGUCCUCAGCAACUUUCUCAGGCAGCAGCAGCGGCAGUGGCAGCGGAGGCGGAGGCAAUGAAGAUCUCAACAAGGGUGAAACUCGGGGAGAGAAAGAUGCUAUCCAAGUGGAGCUUCAAGGAUCUGAGCUGUGGAAGAGAUUCCACGCCAUUGGGACUGAGAUGAUUAUUACCAAAGCCGGCAGGCGGAUGUUCCCCUCUGUUCGGGUCAAGGUGAAAGGGCUGGACCCAGGGAAGCAGUACUAUGUGGUCAUGGAUGUAGUGCCUGUGGAUUCCAAACGCUAUAGGUAUGUGUACCACACCUCUCAGUGGAUGGUAGCUGGGAAUACUGACCACUCCUGCAUCGCUCCCAGGCUCUAUGUUCACCCAGAUUCUCCCUGCUCAGGAGAGACCUGGAUGAGGCAGAUAAUCAGCUUUGAUCGCGUGAAACUCACCAACAAUGAAAUGGAUGACAAAGACCAGAUCAUUCUGCAGUCCAUGCACAAGUACAAGCCCCGUGUGCACGUGAUGGAGCAGGACAGCAGAGUCAGCCUGUCCUGGAUUCAGUCCCUGCCCACCGAAGGAGUUAAAACAUUCUCCUUUGAAGAAACAGAGUUCACCACGGUAACAGCUUAUCAAAACCAGCAGAUUACCAAACUGAAAAUAGACAGGAAUCCUUUUGCUAAGGGAUUUAGAGAUCCUGGAAGAAACAAGGGUGUGUUGGAAGGGCUUUUAGAGACCUACCCAUGGGUGCCUUCUCUCACUCUGGAUUUUAAAACUUUUGGUUCAGACACACAAAGUGGAAGCAGUGGCUCAUCUCCAGUGACGUCUAGUGGAGGGGCUUUGAACUCCUUGCUUUCUCCACCUUGUUCCCCACCUACAUUUCACUUACCUACAAGUUCCCUUGGAAUGGCCUAUCCGGAGGUGUACCUGCACAGUAUCAACUUGCCCCUUUGCUACAAGAUUUGUCCAACUGAUUUUUGGCGACAGCAGCCUCUUGUCUUGACUGCUGCUGAAAACCUAGCAAGCAACAGCAGUUCUCAGUCAUUAAGCCCACUCAUGAUGGAAGUUGCCAAUUCAAAAAACAGUUCAUCUACAGACGUCAAUGGGCAGUGUCUAUCAGAACGCAAUUCUUCCAAUCAAAUACUGUAUGGAUUUCAGGCAACUGGAAACAUUUUAUCACCAAACCUCAUUGCCAGGGAAACAGUUCAUUGCUCUUUCCAUCCUUCCUUUUGCUUUUAUAGGUAUAAUUUCACUAUGCCGUCUAGACUGGUGAAUGCUUCAAACCAUCUCAAAAUGAAUGACAAUACUCAAGUUUCUUUUGGAGAAGGCAAAUGCAAUCAUGCUCAUUGGUAUCCAACCAUUAAUCAUUGCCUUUAAUGAAAUAGUCACAUUACUAUAACAAUUAAAAGUAAGCAUACAGUUUUUCAUUUGUAUCCAGAUAACAGUCAAGAGUUAUUUGGCUUAAAAGAUUUCAUUAUCAGAGAGCAUUUCUCUGUUAUGCAUUUAAAGUGCCUUAUUAAAUGUUCAUGAGAAGUCACAUUCAUUUUUCACCUAUGCCAAAUAUGAUCCAUAAUAAUCUCUGAUUACAAUGGCUUUGGGCCUCAAAAUAAGAUUCUCACUAAAUGUUAUGUUUUGAGAUGAACUACCAAUGAAAAUUUACCCCAGGAGAUGAAGUCUGUAAUUAUAGUGAAGCCAGUGUACCAUAUCAAUUGCUCUUACACAUUGACAAUGACCAAAAGAAGAUGGAUUUAAUUUCUGUGAAAGCAGUGAAACAAUUCUAGAUCUAUCUAUGAAUAUUGGCUUCAUUGUAAUUGUCUUUUUAGUAAUUGCAGGAGAAAAUUUCAUUGUUCAUUUGUCUUAUACUUUUAUAUUAUAUUAUAUCUGUAUUAUAUUAUAUAUACUAGUAGCUGAUGAAGGGGCUACUAAUAUCAAUAUUAAGGUGCAAGUAAAGAUGCAAACAUUUAAAUAUUAA
Molecule: messenger RNA, 2143 nt
Organism: Pipistrellus kuhlii (Kuhl's pipistrelle)
Lineage: Eukaryota; Metazoa; Chordata; Mammalia; Chiroptera; Vespertilionidae
Gene: TBX22
Product: T-box transcription factor 22
Exons: 9
Coding region: 1-1548 (515 amino acids)
Biological process (GO): cell fate specification; regulation of transcription by RNA polymerase II; positive regulation of DNA-templated transcription
Cellular component (GO): nucleus
Molecular function (GO): DNA-binding transcription factor activity, RNA polymerase II-specific; RNA polymerase II cis-regulatory region sequence-specific DNA binding
Source: RefSeq, a predicted model, not a curated record